This is a messenger RNA of Camarhynchus parvulus, 548 nucleotides long. It is a transcript of the gene BLOC1S1, whose product is annotated as biogenesis of lysosomal organelles complex 1 subunit 1. Lineage: Eukaryota; Metazoa; Chordata; Aves; Passeriformes; Thraupidae. Gene Ontology annotation, biological process: endosomal transport. The coding region runs from base 50 to 427 and encodes 125 amino acids. Gene Ontology annotation, cellular component: BLOC-1 complex. The transcript is spliced from 4 exons. The record is from RefSeq and is a predicted model, not a curated record.
UCACGUGCCCGUGUUAUAUCUGUUUGUGUCACGUGACGCGGCGGCCGCCAUGCUGUCCCGGCUGCUGAAGGAGCACCAGGCCCGCCAGAGCGAGCGGCGCGAGCUGCAGGAGCGGCGCCGCAGGGACGCCAUCGCGGCCGCCACCCGCCUCACCGAGGCCCUGGUGGAUCACCUGAACGUGGGGGUGGCCCAGGCCUACGUGAACCAGCGCAAGCUGGACCAGGAGGUGAAGACGCUGCAGGUGCAGGCGGCGCAGUUCGCCCGCCAGACCGGCCAGUGGAUCGCCAUGGUGGAGAGCUUCAACCAGGCCCUCAAGGAGAUCGGGGACGUGGAGAACUGGGCCAGGAGCAUCGAGCUGGACAUGAGGACCAUCGCCACCGCCCUCGAGUACGUCUACAAGGGGCAGCUGCAGCCCUCCUGCUCCUGAGGGACCCCCCCGGGACCCCCAAAACCCCCCCAGGACCCCCCAGACCCAAAUAACAGGGGGUCUCUCACCACGCUGCCCUUGGCACUGAGAGCAAUGGAAUAAAGGGAGAGUGUGGAAUAAA